CCGAAAACCUCCCUCGUCCUCCUCUCCACUCUUGUCGGAUCCAAAACCUCCCAACAUCCGCUAAGCUGCCACUCGUCCCCACCGCGCGCGCGCCAUCGCCAACCCAUGUCCUCCUUCGACUCCGUCACCGCCGUCGCCGGCGACGACGACGACGUGCUCCCUCCCCAUCCCUUCGACGUCGACGACGACCUCGGCGCCGCCCUCCGCCGCGGCCACCGCUUCGCCGCCUCCUACUCCUCCUUCGGCACCGCCGCCUCCGAGGACGACCUGGCCGUGGCCGGCGGCGCCGCCGCCCCCGGCGACGGCGUCUUCGUCGGCGGGUUCGGCAUGCCGCUGGACUCGAGCGGCGCCCCCGCGUACGGCUACGGGGCGGAGGACUUGGUCAACGGCCACGUGGUGGGUCGCCACGGCGGCGGUGGCGUGAUCGGCGGGGCCGGCGGCAUCGACGAUGACGGCCUCUUCGUCGGCGCGCCUGACGACGGGGGGCCCGUCCUGCCGCCGCCGGAGGACAUGAAGGAGGAGGGCAUCCUCCGCCGCGAGUGGCGCCGGCAAAACGCCCUGAUGCUGGAGGAGAAGGAGCGCAAGGAGAGGGAGCGGCGCGCCGACAUCAUCGCGGAAGCCGAGGAGUUCAAGAAAUCCUUCGCCGAGAAGCGCAAGCUGAACUGCGACGCCCACCGGACGCAGAACAGAGAUCGGGAGAAGCUGUUCCUGGCGAACCAGGAGAAGUUCCACAAGGAGGCGGACAAGCAGUACUGGAAGGCGAUCGCAGAGAUGGUGCCGCACGAGAUCCCGGGGCUGGAGAAGAGGGGGAAGAGGAGGGAGCAGAUGGAGGCGAAGCAGCCCGGCGUCGUGGUGGUGCAGGGCCCCAAGCCCGGCAAACCCGCCGACCUCUCCCGGAUGCGCCAGGUCCUCAUGAAGCUCAAGCAGACCCCGCCGCCGCACAUGGCGCCCCCGCCGUCGCCACCGCAGCCGGCAGCACCGACGAAGGACGACGGCGGCGACAAGGGUGCCAAGAAUGACGGCAAGGGUGAGGCAGCUGACCAGACAGCUGGACAGGCCGAGAAAUCGACGGCGGCCGGCGGUGGCGAGAAGGACGCGCCCGUGGCAGCCGCGGCUGAUCCACCGGUGCCGGCGGCGGCGGCGGCGGCGGAAGCAGUGCAGGACAACAAGGCGGCAACCGAGCAGGAGCAGCCGGCCAAGAAGUGAUCGACCGCCAUGGUUGCUUGACGCUGAUCGCUCCACCAUCUUCUUUGCUUCCUUUGAACAAUAACACAAACUUUUUGCAAACUCUUCUGAACUCUCUCGGAAAGUCUGAAACAAAUUAAGCUGCACCGAUCCACAGUUGGGCACAAGAGAUUCGUGGAAGCAGCUAACACGCAUGUUUCUGUUCUACCGUCGCAUAUUCAGGAUUGAUUUUGUGAUAUCAUUUUCUUCCCUAGAAGAAAAAAAUAAGGUGGCCCCUAAUUAUUCGGACCCAGCAGAAGUUUUUGACUUUGCAUUUCGCAGACAACUUUUAUUAGGAUUUUCAAAUUUGCAACUCAAUUAAUUGACGACAUCUCGGUCCCUGUGCUACUAGUGCCUGACUAUCAACGAUAUAUAUUCAGGCUAAUCUGAGGCAGUUUUCUUGGCACCUCAAUAGAUUUCAGCAA
Messenger RNA from Oryza brachyantha (malo sina), 1649 nucleotides. Its product is annotated as clathrin light chain 3. Lineage: Eukaryota; Viridiplantae; Streptophyta; Magnoliopsida; Poales; Poaceae. The transcript is spliced from 4 exons. Gene Ontology annotation, biological process: intracellular protein transport; clathrin-dependent endocytosis; clathrin coat assembly. The record is from RefSeq and is a predicted model, not a curated record. Gene Ontology annotation, cellular component: clathrin coat of trans-Golgi network vesicle; clathrin coat of coated pit; plasma membrane. Gene Ontology annotation, molecular function: clathrin heavy chain binding; structural molecule activity. Bases 106 to 1206 code for a protein of 366 amino acids.